AUGGACUCUGUGGAACCCACAACACCAAGCAACGCCGGCGACUACUCUGAGGAGAAUAGAGUAGGCGAUCAACUUGAUGAGGAUUCAAAGAGGCCUAAACACGGCGAAAAGCGAAGGUAUCAUUGCACCUUCGCCGGCUGUAAUCGCGACUAUUCCCGAGCAGAGCAUCUCUAUCGUCACCAGCUAAACCACAAUCCAAAGGAAAUCUUCCGCUGCCACUAUCCGGGAUGCACCAGAACCUUCGUCCGUCAAGACCUAUGUAACAGACAUCAAGAGCGCCAUUUCAGUCGUGCUCGUCAGGAGUCGGCCCCUUCCGACGCCCGCCAUAGCGUCACCACUGCUGGCCACUCGUCUGAUACCGAUGAGAUCAGUGCUCUCGUUGCCCUGGGCUCGGCCAACAACUCCUCUUACCAGCGUGCUCGUACCCUUCCGGCCGGCGAUAUUUCCCGACCUACAACGAACGAUGGAUCUGGCCACAUCUCAACCCCAAGUCGAUACCCUAAUAUUCUCAACAACCCUAGUGCCCAGCCUACAUACACCUCGUCAACCUCGACACUUGAUGCACUGAAAAAGUCGCCUGAGUAUCGGGAAUAUGACAAGCCAUCUGUUUUUACCAGACCUCCCGAACCAAGUUCCCUCGCAGGUAGGAAAAGAUCCCGAGAUCUGGUUGAUCUAAGUGUCUCAUCUUCUGGAGCUCCUCCGCGACGCUUGACGGAUGCCAGCACGAACGGUCGUGACAUGCUUCCGUCCUCAGGGUCCGCCGUCUUCAACGAGUCUCCCAUCUCAAUGAGGGAUGAAUUCACCAAUUGGCUCUUCGAUGAUGUCAACACCAUGUCAGGUGGCUUCGGUGGCCUUGGACUCAUGACUGCGGCCGAUGGAUUCGGCAGUCAAAUCUAUCCCACAUACUUCGAUGACAGUGGCAUGGACAACAUAUAUGACAACAUGUCGCCACACACCCGGGCAGACCUCGGAUCAGCAGCAAUCUCUUCGACGACAGGCCAUCUCCUCUCUCCGGCCAAGCGCCAGACCUUGAUUGCCCUCAUAGAGCUGCGAUUCACCGAGGACGACGCGGUAGAUAUAGCGCAGCUUCGCGAUGCGGUAUUGGGUGGAGAUCAAGACUCAGAAGACCAUGUUCUGAGUAUGCGGUCGCUGCAAAACUACAUCGGCUCAUACUGGUUUCACUUCCAUGAACAGAUCCCAGUCUUGCAUCAACCAACUUUCUCGGCCGACCAGACCCAUUCGUACCUCUUGCUCGCGAUCAUGAUUAUCGGCGCCUCAUACCUAAACAAGGCCCACGGUCGAAGCGUCACCUCAGGUGCCGCCAAAUUCGCCGCUUUCAUCGCCUGGCAUCUCCGGUGGCAGAUCUUCAAAGAUCCAGACUUUAGGCCUCCUGCAAAGCUAUGGGUUUUCCAAACGCUGUUGCUGCUUGAAGUGUACGAAAAGCUCAGUGCGAGCCGUCUUAUCCAUGAGCGUGCCCACAUCCACUCAGCCACUACAAUAACGUUGAUGCGCCGCGGCACCGCUCUUAUCGACAGCGGUCUCCCCCACGACGUCUCACGCAGUGCCACCACGCCGGAGCAAUGGUGGGGACGCUGGAUCCAGAGCGAAGCCACCCACCGAGCCGCUCUCGCAGCCUUCUACCUCGAUGCUUUAUCGGCAACCUUGUUCGGCCACGCCGCCAUGAUGGUCGUACAUGAAGUUCGCCUUCCAUUGCCAUGUGAUGAUGCGCUUUGGUCUGCAACCUCGGCGGCAGAAGUGGCCCGUGUUGAAGCCUCCUUGCACGCCAAUGGCGUACAGCCUCCUACUUUCACCGAAGCACUUCGCAAGAUUCUCACCGGCCGGAAAGUGCGGACCAACCCCUUCGGGCGAAUGGUUCUCAUGGCUGGGCUCCUGUCGAUAUCCUGGCACAUGCAGCAGCGCGACCUCCAGAUGUCUGUCCUGGGCGUGUCGAGAGGUAUGGGCGGAGUCAUGGGAACACUUCCUUCCGGCUGGCGUGAGCCCUUAAUGAAGUCGUUUGACUUCUGGAAGAAGGACUUUGAAGAGUCUCGUGCGCAUAUGCAACGGAUUGCGUUGCCUUGGCAGACGACCGCCCAGACUAGCGCAAGCGACAACGAUAAUGUGAUCGUUGCGACCAAUUUGUGGCAUCUGGCGCAUAUGGCAAUGCACGUGGACUUCCGCGAUUUGCAGAUCUUCGCUGGGGCGAGAUAUAACCUUGGUCGACCUAUCGCCGAUACUGACCGUGAGCGUACAAAGAACAACAUUUCAGCUUGGAUCAAGAGCCCGGGAGGCCGGACAGCAGUCUGGCACGCAUUGCAGCUACUCCGAGAAACUCUAUUGCCGAAAUCUACAGCGGGUCCGGACGGCGAGAUGAAUGCUUAUGUAGCCCGUGACGAUAACCUCACGCAUCGUCCUUGGACGCUAUAUGUCGCAGGCCUAAUGGUCUUCUGCUGGGGCUACAUGACGGACGGCCUGCUACGACCAUUCCCUGCGCACCUGCUUCGCCCUGCCAAUGGUACGAUCGCGUCCGGCCAACGGCCCUCCAUCCAGAGUCUCACCAGCACGAGCCCCUCACCACACCCCACCGACCUGGACUGGAGCACCGAUCCGCAGACACAGGCGCAGAACUUUCAGGAGGCGAAGCUCUAUCUUCAAACCAUUGGCAGUGCCGUUGGACCUGCAGAGCUGGAGACCAUCAAGGCGGGCCGCAACAAUGUCGUGGGCCUGCUCAGGACCCUUGAGUUCGCUUUCCGGGACGCAAAGUGGGAAUUGCUAAGAGAAGGGGCGGAAAGGUUGCGGGCGGCCCUGGUCAUGCUCGAGCGGUGA
Messenger RNA from Cyphellophora europaea CBS 101466, 2823 nucleotides. RefSeq lists its product as uncharacterized. The record is from RefSeq and is a predicted model, not a curated record. The transcript has a single exon. Gene Ontology annotation, molecular function: DNA-binding transcription factor activity, RNA polymerase II-specific; RNA polymerase II cis-regulatory region sequence-specific DNA binding; zinc ion binding. Gene Ontology annotation, biological process: DNA-templated transcription; regulation of transcription by RNA polymerase II. NCBI's taxonomy places the organism in Eukaryota, Fungi, Ascomycota, Eurotiomycetes, Chaetothyriales, Cyphellophoraceae. The coding region runs from base 1 to 2823 and encodes 940 amino acids. Gene Ontology annotation, cellular component: chromatin.